Meira miltonrushii is the source of this 551-nucleotide messenger RNA. RefSeq lists its product as uncharacterized. The record is from RefSeq and is a predicted model, not a curated record. The transcript has 2 exons. The coding region runs from base 24 to 395 and encodes 123 amino acids. Lineage: Eukaryota; Fungi; Basidiomycota; Exobasidiomycetes; Exobasidiales; Brachybasidiaceae.
AUCACCACACACACUCUUUCAUCAUGGCAUCCAUCACUUCUUCUAUUGGUUCAAUCUUCAGUGGCAUUGGAAACAUCUUUUCAGGUUUAUUGGAAUCAAUCUUUGCAAUCUUUAGUCAUGCUUGGUCGUUAGUCAUUGGAAUCUUGUCAACUGCUUGGUCUGCUGUUGAAGGUGUAAUCAAUGCUGCUUUGCAUACUGUCUCUGGUAUCUUGUCAACUGUCACACACGUAUUCGGAGAUUUGAUCGGAAUUAUUACGACUAAUAUUGUCCCAAUCGUACUUGUUGGAGCAGGUGUUCUUCUGGUAACCUUUUUCGCAGGCAGUAAAUCGGGAAGUUCACCUGCUGCUUCUGUCAAAAAGACGGCUAAAACAGGCGGUAGACGCAAGAAGGCAUAAGUGCUAACAACAUAUACCAUAAUCGGCUCAGCGCUUCUCUCUCGCUAGACUUCUUCUCACCAAUCAAACCGAUUCCAAUAAUUUGUGAACAAUCUCGCAUGUACGUACUUCUCUUUGCUUGCUCUCGAUACCCGGAAUGCAAUAAAAUGAAAUGCA